UGGAGCUGGGUCAAUGCAGUGUGUGUGCAGCAGGGUGGGUCAGCAUAGAGGAGCACAUGUGUGUUCUCCUGCCUUCAGCCCCCCUUUUUCUUCACUUUCCUGCACUCUUAAACUCUGGAAAUACAUUAAAUGGGAUUCACAGCUUCACUGCCCAACAUAACCAAAAAGGACGAUGCCGACUUUAAUACCAGUACCACAGCCGGCCUACUCCCAGGCCAGGGAGAACCUGAUGAAGGCUAUCCCACCCAAGCUCCUCUGUCUGCUGGCCUGUGGAGGAAUUGACUGUCGCUAUGAAGGACCAGAGUGUUGGAAAUUAAAUCAACAGGUCAUUCGAGGCCUUUUCUCCUCCUGGGUGACAGAUGACAUAAUUGCCAUGGCACGACCAUCCAAUCAUCUAAUUGAGAAGUACAACAUCAUAGAACAAUUUCGAAGGUUGAACAUCAGAUCGAUCAUCAACAUGCAGCUCUCUGGAGAGCAUGCUCACUGUGGACCUCCCCUAGACCCUGAAAGUGGUUUCACAUAUUCUCCACAGAUCUUCAUGGACAAUGACAUUUACUUUUACAACUUUGGGAUGCCAGAUUUCGGUGUGUCCUCUCUUGUCGGUAUAAUUGAUGGGGUGAAAGUUUUGGCCUUUGCAGUGAGCGAAGGAAGAGUGGCUGUGCACUGCCAUGCAGGCCUGGGCAGGACAGGUGUCCUGAUAGCCUGUUAUUUGAUUUACACCCUGCGCAUCAGCCCGAGUGAAGCCGUCCACUAUGUACGGAUUAAACGGCCACGCUCGAUCCAAACCCGAGCACAGCUCAGCCAGGUGUUUGACUUUGCUCGCCUGCUUGGCACACAGCUAGUCCAAUACCCAGACCUCAGCCUGCGGCACGGAGACCCUUUCACACUGCAGCACUACCUAAACCGACAGGCGAUACUGCUGCAUGGCCAAGAGGCACGCACCCUCAGACAAACACCAAAGGUGGUGUACCUCCUGUGUGUGCGUCUCUCCUGCUUAGCCCUGGGUCUCCCUGCUCCUCCAGGGAUCCAGGCUGAGCUGGAGAAGAGGUCAGCACUGAGGACCCUGAACAGGACUGUGAGGGAGACCCUGGUGGCCAAACAGUACUUGCCCUUACUGAGGGAGGGUCACAAGGGGCCGUGGGUGAGCUCAGGGUCGGUGUCCUCCUGGGACGAGCCACUGGGAUUCUUGGAGAGAAAGAGAGAGGUGCUGCUGGACAAACGCAGCUACAGCGACUCUGACCUCAGCAAGAUCGCAGUACAUCAGGAUCUGGACUUCAGUCCAUACUGUACCCCAGCACUUGGAAAUGAGAGACAGUGGUGUGUGAAGGAUCUGAUACAACCUGAUCUGAGACCAAGUAGUCCGAUCCUUGCCACCGUAUCACCAGGCCACCAGACUACCAAAAAGGAAUCUCAUACACUUAACAUCCCAAUAUCUAGCAUGACAACAAGCAACAACUAUGCUAAGAAAUCUAAGUGCACAGCGAAAAAGGCACUUGCCAAAUACAGCUCCAACAUUGAGUUGUGCAGAAAUCCACAUAAUCCAGGCCCAACCUCAGUCGCCCGUGCUGUUGCUAAUGCAAUGGCAGAUUUUGGUCCUCCAGGAGAAACCAUCCUUCAAAGAUCGGCUCUGCUGCAGGAGGAACUGAACAGUAGUGACUGUGGCUGGGCUCUGCUGGUCACCGAGUCAGAUCCUCAGGUUCUCAGUUGUCUGUUGUGGACCUGGCUGGACAAGUUAAAGGAGCCUGUUCUGGGUGCAGAGGAUGUAGACAGGUUGAGCUGUGGCGUAAACAACAGGAAGCCUCUCAACGUGCUCAAGAAGCCACAGAGACACACUAUCUAUUGUCUACUGAGCUGUGUGAGCAUGGUGACCAGCCUGUGUCCACACAGAGAGGAUGCAAUGCUGCAACAACUGAUGAAGGCACUUACAAGGCGUCCACAGGAGGAAAUGAGAAGCCUUGCAACUUUAAUGAAGGUCCUGAAGUUGAGUUUGAGAGAAACCUUCCACAACUAAAUCUAACUCCCAAGGGCCUGAGGCACCAAUGCUACACUUUGAAGAGCAGAGUCCAUAUUGGAACAAUUUCUAACAGAGCAUUUUUUAUUUUAAAAGAAUGUGGUAUUUUAUCCUCUGCACCUGAUAGUGGGUAAAACCAUGUCUUAUAGGCCCUUCUUACAGAAGACAUUUUGACAUGUCACAGUAGGAAACACAGGUGUACAUAAUACAUAAAAUAUAUUAUGACCAUUUAGCUGCUUUAGAUCCUGGUACUGUCACACUUCUGGGAUACUUGAAGAGAACAGAGUAUAAAUAUUAUUAGUAACACCUUUGUGCUUCUGUGCUUUCCCUACUAUGACCGGUUAAGAUGUCUGCUGUGAAAAAGGAAGAUUAGGAAGGUUCCUAAAUCUUUUUGUAGCCCUGAGAGUUGGCUUCUGGAGUCCCCCGAUCUUACUGAUACUGAUACUGAUACUGACAUCUUCCCUUUUACAAAAUAUAAACCAAAAGUACACAAUGGGUGUUAAAUCAACACCAACUGUCUCUACAU
Molecule: messenger RNA, 2537 nt
Organism: Sander lucioperca (pikeperch)
Lineage: Eukaryota; Metazoa; Chordata; Actinopteri; Perciformes; Percidae
Exons: 13
Coding region: 173-2011 (612 amino acids)
Biological process (GO): cilium assembly; protein dephosphorylation
Molecular function (GO): protein tyrosine/serine/threonine phosphatase activity
Source: RefSeq, a predicted model, not a curated record